Molecule: messenger RNA, 1373 nt
Organism: Drosophila ficusphila
Lineage: Eukaryota; Metazoa; Arthropoda; Insecta; Diptera; Drosophilidae
Product: mediator of RNA polymerase II transcription subunit 15
Exons: 3
Coding region: 140-1255 (371 amino acids)
Cellular component (GO): chitin-based extracellular matrix
Molecular function (GO): structural constituent of chitin-based larval cuticle
Source: RefSeq, a predicted model, not a curated record
AACGGUUAGCCAAGAAGUACCAGGUGCCCUGCGGAUAAAAUAGUUCUCCUCGCCACAAAGAGUGCUUUCUUUUCGUCUUGCGGAAGUGUGACAAAAGGCCAGAAAUUAAAGAAGAGGAGCCACCCAUUCCAGAUCCAUCAUGAAGCUCCAACUAAUUGCGCUCGUUUGCAGCGCCCUCGCUUUGGCUGAGGCCCAAAACUAUCCGCAGCGCUUGACUAUUCCCGGAGCGGUGGCAUCACCUGGUCCACUGCCCCAGCGACAACCUGUUCUGCGUGUCCGUCGACCAGGACCUUCUCUGCGACAGCAAAAUGCCAUCCUGCCAGCGGUGACGCAGCGCAUUGCCCUCGAGGAACGUCCGGUGACGGAGGCAGCAGAGGAUGAGCAACCGGAGCCAUAUCUCCCGAAUCUUCUGCGCGAGCAGCAGUUGGCCCAGGCCCAGCAAUCGCAGUUCCAGCAGGCAGCUGCCGCCUUCUUGGCUGGCCAGCAACCCGUCGAGCAACCCUCGCCGGUGCAGCAGUUCCUUCAGAAUGAGGACUCCCAGCCAGCAGCCAUUCUGCCAGCUCCUCCUCGCUUCCCCGCCGAACGUCCAUCCAUUCCGGCUCCAUUGAACCGUCCCGCCGCCUUCAACGACUUUGGCAUCGGUCGGUUUGAGAACUCGCAGAGGUUCGGGCUGGAGCGACCCACUCCAACGGCAGCUGCGCCACCACCACCACCACCUCCACAGCCCCAACGAGUGGCUGUGAUCCGUACGAGACCAGCGACAGCCGCUGUUCUGCGUCCUGAGCCACCAGCACCACAGCCUGUGGCCAGACCACGCCCUAAGCCCGUCCAGCCGCGUCCCAUCAUCGAUCAGAACCAACUGCAGGACGAUCGCAUCGACCAGCAGCAGCAGCAGCGCCGCAAGCAACCCGUUUCCCAGACCAUUCGGAAGUGGCGCGAGGAGAACGAGGACGGAAGCAUCACAUGGGGCUACGAGAACGACGAUGGCUCCUUCAAGGAGGAGUUGAUCGGCACAGACUGCAUCACUAAGGGCACAUAUGGAUACGUUGAUCCAGACGGUAACAAACGAGAGUACCACUACGAAACGGGUAUCAAGUGUGACCCGAACAACCGAAACAACGAGGAGGAGCUGCAGGAGAACGGCUUCAUCAACUACGAGGAGAACCGCGCCGUGUUGCCCAACGGCCUGGAGAUCGACAUGACGCAGCUGGGCAAGAAGAAGUCGAAGCGCCCGAACGGCAUCUACAGGAACUGAUACUCCCCAGCACAUAUGUUUAGUCCCUUAAGUCAAAGCAGCUCGUAGGUCGUCUUACUUGUAUUCCACUUAUAAUUAUGUCAAGUGAAAAAUUAAAAAUGAUUAGAAUAGAUUGAAA